AAAGUAACAUUUAUCUUAUGUUUUAAACUUUGUAAAUAACUACUACUCCAUAGUACUUUUUACUUUGUUUUUGUUUUGGUACUCUUACUUGAUGACGAAUGUAGUCAAAAUUUUCGUUAAUGGGGCUCACAUUCAUCGAUUUCUACACUUUUCCCCAAUUAAGAACCCUAAUAAAAAGAGAAAAUAAAAUUUUAUCAAGUUAGAGCACUUAAAAAAUAAUAGGAGUUUAACUCCCAAAAAAAAAAAAAAAAAAAAAAAAAAAAAAAAAAAUGAGGUUUAUCUGCUUGUGAAAGUAUAACUGUAAUUUGAUUAUUUGACUCUUAGUCAAAUUCUAUCUCAUCACCAAAAGAAUCCUAAUCUCCGCAUAAACCUCGUUAAGAUUCCUCAGUUGUUCUUACUACUCACAAGACUUAUCAUCAUAAAGUAUUUAUUAUAUCUCCAAUAAUGCAAAUUAAUCAACCUUUUCCCACCAUUAAAAGAUAUAUUUCCAUAAAACUAAGAUUAAUAACUUCAACUAAUGAAUACAUUCAUUAUUUAACCCCAAAUCUCAAUUACUAGCAAAUUCAAUUUCAGUGCUAAAAAUGAAGAUGGGUUUUGUAAUUUUGAAGCUUUUCAUAGUUUUGAAUUCAUGGGUUUAUCUUGGGUCGGGUCAUAGACCCGUUUCUGGUGAACAACCCCUUUCAAACAUUAAUAUUUUGAGUACUAUUCUUGCUCUUCAUCCACAUGCCUCCAUUACUGCUGCUCCACUUCUUCUGGGUUUGAAGGGUGAAGACACUGAAUGGGUAGACGUAACCCUUCAGGCUCCAAACCCAUCUUCAGAUGAUUGGAUUGGAGUUUUCUCUCCUGCAAAGUUCAACUCAUCAUCCUGUUAUUCAGAAACUGAUUUGAAAGAUCAAAAACCAUAUUUAUGCUCAGCACCAAUUAAGUACAUGUUCGCAAACACCUCCAACUCAGAUUACACAAACAAUGGAAAAGCCAAUCUGCGUUUCCAGCUGAUCAAUCAGCGUGCUGAUUUCUCAUUUGCUUUGUUUUCAGGCGGCUUGUCCAAUCCAAAACUGGUGGCAGUUUCAAAUUAUGUAACAUUCGCAAACCCUAAAGCACCACUUUAUCCACGUCUUGCUCUAGGGAAGUCAUGGGAUGAGAUGACUGUAACCUGGACAAGUGGCUACAAUAUAGAUGAGGCUGUUCCUUUUGUCCAGUGGGGCCCUCUAGACACAAGUCCAAAGCGAGCACCAGCUGGAACAUUGACAUAUACCCGCAACACCUUGUGUGGUGCGCCUGCAAGGACAGUUGGUUGGCGCCAUCCUGGCUUUAUACAUACAAGUUUCCUGAAGGAUUUGUGGCCAAAUCAGCUGUACAUGUACAGGAUGGGCCACAUCUUGUCCAAUGGUUCAUAUGUUUGGAGCAAGACAUAUUCAUUCAAAGCUCCUCCUUCUCCUGGGCAGGACUCAUUGCAACGUGUUAUAGUAUUUGGCGACAUGGGGAAGGCAGAGCGUGAUGGAUCGAAUGAAUACAGUAACUAUCAGCCAGGAUCACUCAACACUACAGACCAACUCAUCAAAGAUAAAAAAAACUUUGAUAUAGUAUUUCAUAUAGGAGAUUUAUCAUAUGCAAAUGGAUAUCUCUCACAAUGGGACCAAUUCACCUCUCAGGUGGAACCUAUUGCAUCAGCUGUUCCAUACAUGGUUGCAAGUGGUAAUCAUGAACGUGAUUGGCCAGAUACAGGAUCAUUCUAUGGCAAAACUGAUUCAGGUGGAGAAUGUGGUGUGCCAACACAAACCAUGUAUUAUGUUCCAGCAGAGAACAGGGAUAAGUUCUGGUAUAAGGCAGACUAUGGAAUGUUCCGCUUCUGCAUUGCAGACAGUGAGCAUGACUGGAGGGAGGGAACUGAACAGUACAAAUUCAUUGAGCACUGCCUUUCAACAGCAGAUAGGCAGAAGCAACCUUGGGUCAUCUUUGCUGCUCAUCGUGUUCUUGGUUAUUCAUCGGACAAAUGGUAUGGGCUACAGGGCUCGUUUGAAGAGCCAAUGGGUAGAGAAAGCCUUCAAAAGCUUUGGCAGAGGUACAAAGUUGACAUUGCAUUUUACGGACAUGUACAUAACUAUGAAAGGUCGUGCCCAAUAUACCAGAAUCAAUGUGUAAACUCGGAGAAGUCUCAUUACUCUGGCAUUGUAAACGGGACUAUCCACGUCGUUGCAGGUGGUGGAGGAAGUCACUUAUCGGAAUUCAGUGAAGUGAAUACUACUUGGAGUAUCUACAAGGACUAUGAUUUCGGGUUUGUGAAGUUAACUGCAUUCAACCAUUCAUCUCUGCUUUUCGAGUACAAGAAGAGCAGAGACGGCAAUGUCUAUGAUUCCUUUACGAUAUCUAGAGAUUAUAGAGAUGUUUUGGCUUGUGUCCAUGAUGGCUGUGAAUCAACUUCCAUGGCAUCUUAAAUUUGAAGGAACUUGAUAUAAAUUCAACAUGGAAAAUUGAUGACUUGUGAAAUUUUAAAGGGACUAUUGUUUCUCUAGCCUAGGAAGAAUUAAUUGCAUACCAAAAGGAUAUUGAUAGUCAUAUAAUCGAAUUUCAAAGGGAUGCGCAUUUUUCAGACA
This is a messenger RNA of Chenopodium quinoa (quinoa), 2594 nucleotides long. Its product is annotated as probable inactive purple acid phosphatase 27. Gene Ontology annotation, molecular function: acid phosphatase activity; metal ion binding. The transcript has 12 exons. Bases 582 to 2435 code for a protein of 617 amino acids. NCBI's taxonomy places the organism in Eukaryota, Viridiplantae, Streptophyta, Magnoliopsida, Caryophyllales, Amaranthaceae. The record is from RefSeq and is a predicted model, not a curated record.